Molecule: messenger RNA, 1874 nt
Organism: Hydractinia symbiolongicarpus
Lineage: Eukaryota; Metazoa; Cnidaria; Hydrozoa; Anthoathecata; Hydractiniidae
Product: creatinase-like
Exons: 5
Coding region: 317-1615 (432 amino acids)
Source: RefSeq, a predicted model, not a curated record
AUUCAAUUUGAACAACGCUAUAAGAAGUUAUUGAGGGGGGGGGCAGAUUCCGCCCCCCUCCCCCCUGUCAUAGUAUGUUUGAAAAACCCCGGACUGAAUAGGGUUAAAGGGGCUACGAACCGGUUAAAAUGCUCAUAUUCCGUAUACAUUCCGUUUGAAUGUAAUUAACUCGCAGAUAGCGGUAAUUAAUAAUAACGGGUAUGAAGUAGGUGUGUGCUUUUUAAAAAAGUAUUUUAAAAUUAAAAAAGCUGAAACAUUAAAAUUUGUUUAGCAUCCAUCACGGUUGUGUAGUUAUACUUUAAAAGAUAUUUCAAUCAUGUUCUCGAAAUUUCGACUUAUUACACCAGUUUUGCAAUAUGCAAAGCGAAGUUCUAUCGCUAAUGUGACGUCAUCUGCAUCAAUACUGGCAGAUUUCCCAGCAUUGGAAGAUUGCAGGCAAGGUGAAAAAACUGGUGGUGUAUUUAGUAAGAAUGAGAUGGAAAGAAGGUUAGCAAAACUUCGAGAUACAAUGGUUGGAAAUAACAUUGAUGUUUGUGUAUUCACAUCUCAUCAUAACAUCGCCUACUACAGCGAAUUCUUAUAUUUUGCACUUGGUCGCCCUUAUGGACUUGUUGUUACUAUGGACAACCAAACAAGCAUAUCAGCAAAAGUGGACUAUGGGCAACCAUGGCGAAAAACAUACGGAGAUAAUAUUACGUACACCGACUGGCAGCGCGAUAACUAUUAUAAAGCUGUGCAACAAUUGGUUGGUGAUAAAAAGAGGAUUGGGCUUGAGUUUGAUCACGUUACUUUGCAGAACAUGGACAAGUUCAAAGCUGCUUUACCUGACGCUAGUUUUUUUGAUGUUGGUGUUCCAACCAUGGGAUUAAGAAUAAUCAAAUCAGAUGAAGAAAUAGCUCUCACUAAGAAUGGCGCAAGAAUAGCAGAUAUGGGAGGAUUAGUUGUAAAAGAAGCCAUACGUGAAAACGUUGCAGAAUAUGAAGUUGCACAAGCUGCAACAAAUGUUAUGAUAAAAGAGAUCGCGGCGGCGUACCCUCAAACAGAUCUCAUGGACACAUGGACAUGGGUGCAAUCUGGAAUUAACACCGAUGCAGCUCACAAUCCACUCACCACACGAAAAAUUAAGAACGGUGACAUAAUUAUAAUGAAUUGCUUUCCUUUAAUUGCAGGAUACUUCUCCGCAUUGGAAAGGACUAUGUUUCUUCAACAUGCAACAGACAAACAACUCGAAUAUUGGGAAAUCAAUUGUAAAGUCCAUCGACGUGGAUGUGAAAUUAUAAAACCCGGUGUUAAAUGUAAAGAUGUAGCUAACGAAUUAAAUGAAAUCUUCAGAGAGCACGAUCUUGUUAAGAAUCGUACAUUUGGUUAUGGUCAUUCCUUUGGUUUGAUAUGCCAUUAUUAUGGUCGAGAAGCCGGCCUGGAGCUAAGGGAAGACAUAGAAACAGUACUCGAACCGAAUAUGAUUUUAUCCAUGGAGCCCAUGAUCGUUAUUCCGGAAGGACAGGAGGGUGCUGGAGGAUAUAGAGAGCAUGAUAUUCUGGUGGUGACGGAAGAUGGCGCUGAAAUUAUCACCAAGUUUCCAUUUGGUCCAGAACACAACAUUAUAAAAAACUGAAGAACUGUUUAAAGAACAGAGGAAAAGAAUGUUGUAAUUAGAGAUUGCUAGAAGCCAUGCUUUAAAACUACUAAUAUGUAAACAACGAUUUUCCAGGCAGCAUUACAAUGUUGGUAAAAAUUUAAAAUAACUGUAUAUAUUGAUAUGGAUCAAGUUUUAGUGUUGUAAAAGCGAGAAAUGUAAGAACUUCUACUAUAUCCGUUUUUAUCUUACAAGCUUUUAUACAAAAAAACACAGCUCUGUCUUCUUUAUAUCUGAC